Messenger RNA from Aureobasidium uvarum, 510 nucleotides. The record is from the annotation of a GenBank genome assembly. NCBI's taxonomy places the organism in Eukaryota, Fungi, Ascomycota, Dothideomycetes, Dothideales, Saccotheciaceae.
AUGUUGUCGCGCGCUGCACUGUCUCGAGCUGCUGCUCUUCUUGUUCGCACAAAGCCCACCGUUGGCUCGCGUCCAUUGGGCACCCUAUCACGCCCUCGUUUCGCCGCGUCUCCCCUCCAGAUCCGAAGCGCCUCGCAUGUGAACAACUUCAACCGAUGGUUGUCUACAAAGUCUGCUGCCGACGAGGCCAUCGAGGAGAUUACUGAGCUGUACUCUACAGCUAGGGAUGAGGUAUGUCUUGUCAAGUACCUCACACGACAUUUCGAAGCUAACACGAGUUCANNGUUCGAGAUGGCCAUGGAAGAGACCGAGAACAAGACCAUUUAUGCCGAAGCCGACCGCGAGGCUGCAAGAGAGGAGUUGACAAGGGUCCAAGAAGCAUACAGAAGCAUCGUCGAGGGCGCUGAUACAGAAUUGGCCGACGAGGUCAAGAGGAGAAUUGGUCAGAGAAUCCGCGAACUCGAGGCCGGCGUGAAGAACAUGGAAGACAUAGCCAUGAACCAGGAUUAG